Messenger RNA from Yamadazyma tenuis ATCC 10573, 4320 nucleotides. RefSeq lists its product as uncharacterized. Gene Ontology annotation, biological process: positive regulation of TORC1 signaling; cellular response to amino acid starvation. The record is from RefSeq and is a predicted model, not a curated record. Gene Ontology annotation, cellular component: Seh1-associated complex; vacuolar membrane. Gene Ontology annotation, molecular function: protein binding; signaling adaptor activity. NCBI's taxonomy places the organism in Eukaryota, Fungi, Ascomycota, Pichiomycetes, Serinales, Debaryomycetaceae.
AUGCUGAAGAACCCAUUUGACUCGGUCACCUUUGGUAGCUCGCUCCUGCUUCGUGUGGACGGGGCCAUUGGCGCCAUGUCACUAUCCCCCAACGGCAGAGACGCCGUCUUGGCCGGCCGUAGAGGGCUUUUUAUCAUCGAUCUCGAUGAGCCGUUUACCACUCCUCGGUGGCUCCAUCAUAUAACUUCAUGGGAAGUCGCCGACGUCCAAUGGUCGCCUCAUGCCGGUGCUAAACCGUCGUGGUGCAUCUCCACCUCCAACCAGAAGGCGUUGCUAUGGGACCUUUCACGUCCGUCUGACAGUGCUAUUGUCAAUGUGCUCCACGAACAUACCAGAGCCAUUACAGACAUUAAUUUCCACCCUUCAGACCCCGAGAUCUUUGCCACCUGUGCAAUUGACACGUUUAUUCUCAGCUGGGACAUGCGUACGCCGCGGAAGGCCGUCCAACAGUGGGCUGAGUGGAGGGCUGGUGCUACCCAAGUCAAGUGGAAUCACAAAAACCCCUAUGAAAUCGCAUCGAGCCAUGACCAUUCGUUCUAUAUAUGGGAUACCCGGAAGGGGGCGUUCCCGGUGUUAAGGAUCGAGGACGCUCAUGGCGGGAAAAUCAAUGGGAUCAACUUUACCGACGGGGUGAGCAAUAUAAUCACCUGUUCGAACGACCAGCUGAUCAAGUUCUGGGAUCUUUCGAACUUUCAAGGGACGCUGGACGCCAUUGAGGGAGCCAGUGGUGGCUUUAGCCCGUCUAUCAUCGUGCAGACCGACUUCCCCGUCGCCAGAGCCAGAACCUUACCGUUUGGUUCAGACAAAUCGUGUGGAGUAAUGCCGUUGCGAAACGGACAGGACUCGAUUCACAUAAUAAAUUUUGACGCUGCCAUGGAAAGGUAUACAAACACAAAGGAGACGCAACUACUUGAGUUAGAUCCCAUCUACUCGUUCAAGGGUAACAGUGGGCCCAUGAAAGACUUUUUGUGGAGAACCCGUCACGAGCACUACGAAGGGUUCGACACCAAGAGAACCUGGAAAGACUACCAAUUGGUGACAUGGUCAUCGCUGAACUACGACUUGAAGUUGUGGCCUCAUGAUGAGGAACUAUACAGAAAGGUCAACUACAACCCCCUUGUGCAAAAAGCAUUUAAACAGCUUCCUUUAAUAGCAUCCCCAGAACCCGAUUCCAAUUCUCGAACAAGCUCCCUGCUGGCGCUAGUGACGUCGGAUCUGCAUAACUACAAUACCUACUGCACGGAGCCACCGUUGACGUUGACCAAUAUAUUGUAUAAGAACAAAGGAGACUUGCUUUCGUCCAUGACGAUGUUCCAAAUUGCCAAAAAGCACAAACACUUACCUACUGUACCGUCUCAAUUGAACCACUUGGCAUGGAUAUCAGGGGUAAGAAUGGGUCGGAACAACGAACAGGCCGAUAAAAUGGAAAAUGAUGAUCCCACCCCGUUGAAUUUGGGGGAAGAAGUGACAUUUGUGGCCCAUAUGUUUCCCAAGGUCAGAUUCGAAAAGAUCUCAGUGUCUACGGGAGAGUUAAUUUUGAGUUUGCGGGGCCCAUUACCGGCCGUCGAGUCUUCUUCUACGGUGACCGAUGUCCAAGAAGAAAAGGAUGAUACCAAAGCCAUCAACGAAAAUACUUCGUCCGAAGCACCGAAUUUGGAGAACCCCAGUUCUAGUACAGAAAACCCCGAUCCCACGGACCCCAAAGACACUCUACAGAAGGAAGAGGAGACAGAACAAUUUCCAGACCAGGAAAAUGAACAGAAGUUGGUGUUUAUCAGACUCGAAAUCACUUUCCCUCGAAGUUAUCCUUAUUUGGAUGAUGUGCCAUUGAGCUCUAAUAUGACCAAGAAGUUCCAGAAGAACAACUUUAUUUCUUUCAACAUCGAAGAGACCUACGACUUGACUUCAGACAUCAAACAGGAGAUGGUGAGGAACUUGACAGAUAUUGCACUUUUCUUCAGCAACAGGCACCAGAGGUUCUGUUUGGAACCAUUGUUGAGGUACUUAAUGGGAGACAAGAUCGCAUUGGACGACUCGUUGAUUGCGAACACUCCCUUGAAUGAAGAAACCGAGAUCAUCCAGGAGGUUGGAAACGAAGACUGGGCCGAUGAUCUUAUCGACCAACAGCCCAGUGAUACGAUUCCUACCGAUGAUGACGAUGAUUUUGAUGACCAGCUCUCCGAUUUCAUGCCGGCAUUGAAUGACGAAGAAAUGGUCAAUAGUACCGGAUCGUUAGGUAAAGAUAGUGGUGAAGACCCUGCUACUUUGGCUCUUGAAGCUAGUGUCAACGACGAAGUUGGCAAUGCCAAUAAGUUCUACGACUCUACACCUGUUCCCAAGGGAUGUGGGGCUUACUGGGCCCGUAAUGGAAAAUUGGUAUGCUUUUUCAUUCCUAAGGAUACUGAGGAAGAGGAUAGCAAAGCCCUUCAGAAGUUCAGUAUAUUUAGGUUUACUGAUGCUGGAUUCAGCGUGAACACUGCCAAUGGUGACGGUGACGACGAAGACGUUUUGGAUAAGACAGACAAAGCAGGAACUGAUACGGACAAUGAAAGCGAGUUCAGUGAGGAAAGCGACAGUUCAACGACGUCAAGCGACAGUUUCGUAGAUGAAUGGGAUGACAUCGACGAAGAUGAUUUGGCUUCGAGAUUCAGAGUUCCUGGGUUGUUUAAGACUUCGGUGGGAUUGGGAAAUCGGUACGUUUCGAGAACUAGAAACAUGAAUAGGCCCAAUAAGAAUAGCCAAGGUGGUACGGCAUCCAACUACAAAUCCUCUUUGCCUGGAGGUGAUCUGGAUUUCCAGUCGUCCAAGAAGAGGAAGAACAAAUCCAACAAAAAAGCUAAGAAUAUAGUCGGCGUGUUUGACUUCAGUCACCUCAUCCCAGAUAAGAAGGAGUUGGCCCAAGAGUAUAGAGUAUUGGGAGAUUCCCCUGAAAAGCUCGCUAAGUAUAACAGCCAGGUAGCAUUGAAGUACGGGUUGACAGAGAUCUGUGAUACUUGGAGACUCCUCGAGAUGAUUCUUAUAAAAGAUAUCGAGAUCAACGAUAUUCACCCAGUGUACCACUCGUCAGCUGUGAUUCAGAAGUCGAACUCAAACUCGACAAUUGCAAAGAAUGUCGAGGCAAUGAACCAUCUCCUCAAAAUAAACGAAAUCACCAAGAAGUUUUUUGGUGAUCAGACCUAUAGGUUCUACUGGGGAAGCCAUCCGUAUGGGUACUCUUGGUUGGUGAAAGAGAUGUUGAACUAUUUUGAACGCAGAGGUAACUUGCAAAUGAUUGUAAUGAUCUCGUGCAUUCUUUAUGAGAACACAAAGAACGUCUCUUCUAACAAGGACAUCUUCAACAUCCCCAUUCAUACUCCAUAUGAAAUCAAGCCCCAGCCUCCGUCAAUGGCUCAAAUAAGGAAGUUCAACGAAUCAUUCAACAAUAAGUUGGAGAGAAACUUCUCUUUCCACGAAUCAUUAAGUACAGAAUUGUCUGAUCCAAAGAUCGAGAAUUUCUACGAUAUUCCUCGACACAAGAACUCGUCAGUGCUGGUGAUCAGAAGAGAGACUCCAGCAAGAUAUGCCCGGUCAAUUGGCUCUGACGAGUUUAUCAAAGAUGAAUCACCCGAACAUCAAGGUUCAAGACACAAUCUGAGCCUUUCCAAUGCCAUUGCUCCCACCGACAGCUUUUUGCGCAAAAGCUUCACCAUGAGUCCAACUGUUGAAAUUGAAAUGCGAUCCAGAAGAGGUACCGAAUACAGAAAACCUAAAGGAAUUGCCCUGAACGUCAACAACAGAAAAAUCAGCAGAAAGGGUUCAGCGAGGCCUCCACCAGUGGUGAACAUCGAGUUCCAAAACGUCGACAGUCUUGACCUCUUCGAUGACCUCUACACCAAAUCCUUGUUGAGUUUGCAGGAAGACAAAAAGAUCAAGAUGUAUAGGGAACAAUACGCUGAGAUGUUAUACUGUUGGGGCUUACCUGCGAAUAGAAUCAAGAUUUUGAAAUUCAACUAUCCGAAUCCAGAAAAGGCUAAUUCCAAGUUUGAAGAGCACCGGUGUUCGUUUGGAUUCCGAGAGAAAGCCAAAACCUUGACGGGUGUUCCAUAUGUGCAUCUGAACUCGACAAUCGACUCAUCAAAGGAAAAUCCAUGGAAUUUGAAUAAAGCCAACCAAUUGAAGUAUUGCAACUUAUGCAACCUUUUGGUAAGUAAGAGGCUUGUAGUGUGCACCAACUGUGAACAUGUUUUGCACUCUAGUUGUGCUUUGGAGUGGUGGUCGGAAAACGAAGAACAGGAGUGUCCAAGUGCAUGUGGAUGUAAGUGUUUGAACUACCGGAUAUAG